UGUAAAGCACAUGGUUUCUAAGUUUAUAACGUAAUCGGUUAGCCUCUCACUGCGGGGUACUUCGGUCUCAAAAUCCUUCCGAUCUCGCACACCACCGGGAACAAUGUCGGCUUUAACAUGAAGAUACACCAACCAUAAGAAAGACGCUCGAUAAACCAAGACAAAGUUGGUAUGGUGGUAAGGGCUAAUCCGCGUGAAGGCUAGAAUGUGCAGUAGUGAGAGCUUAUCGCCGAUGGCGUCUACUGGAUCGCCCUGCAGAUGUCCUGAAUCUUUCUUCCUUCUCAACUCUUUGCUUCAUCUUUCUUAUUAUCUUCUGCAUCUUCCAUCCACCUGUUCAUGAGAUAGAGUCGUGUGCCCGCGUUUGGGCUACCGAUGCGAAAACCCCGCAUCGUAUCAGCUCAUGAUGGCCCCCACUGUCCUCUCCCGCUUUGCCCACUUCUUAGGCGUCCACUCCCUCCACGCCACGGGCCUUGAUGCCUACCUCAUUAUCACGCUCCGUUCUCUGCGCAUGUUCAGCGCUGGCAUCCCCUCUCUCAUUUUGGCGCUCUUCUUCUCCUCCCUGCACUUCCCGGACACGCGUAUCGGAGCCUUCAUGACGCUAACGCUUCUCGGCGAUGUCGUCCUCUCCCUGUUCCUGACGCUCGUUGCGGAUAAGAUAGGCAGGAGGAAGAUACUGCUUUUCGGGAGUGCGAUGAUGAUGGUCUCAGGUACUGCGUUUGCCUUGAGCGAGAAUUUCUGGAUCCUUCUUGUCGCAGCGGUAUUUGGCGUGAUCAGUGUUACGGGCGCCGACUGCGGACCGUUCAGAGCGGUGGAGGAGAGUGUGCUGAGCGGACUUACGGAUGAGCGGACGAGGAGUGAUGUGUUGGCUUGGUACGUUACUGCUACUACGAUGGCGGGAGCGAUUGGUUCGGAAGCAGCAGGCCGCGUCGUUCAGUGGGUCGAGAGAAGCAGCGGGGAUGUCAAGAAAGCAUACCACGUCCUCUUCUGGGGAUAUACAGGCUUCGGGCUGGUCGGCUUCAUACUGUGUUUGGGGCUCAGCAAGAGAUGCGAAGCUGCGGGCGAGAAGCGAUCUGAGAUGAAAGAGAGAGGGCGAGGAGGCGGAGAUGGCGAAGAAGAGGAGGUGCUGCUAGAGGCUAUGACGCCUUCCACGACCGAUGGCUUUGGCCGUGAGCCUGAGAAUGAAGCCCAGAGAUCGCAAAAUAUCCGGGCCCAGCAGAAGCAAAAGCAGUCAUACUUCAGCCAGAUUUCGAAGCCGACUCGCAACAUAAUGUACAAGCUCUGGAUCCUGCUCGCCGUCGACUCCCUUGCCGAUGGCAUGACUCCAUAUUCGCUUAUGAAUUAUUACGUCGAUCAGAAGUUCCAUCUCAGCAAAUCCACGCUGGGCGACAUCACCUCCGCGAGUCAGUUCCUUUGCGCUGUUAGCUCGAUUUUCGCGGGACCGCUAUCGAAGCAUAUUGGACUUAUCAAUACCAUGGUUUUCACUCAUUUGCCAAGUUCUAUCGCAAGCGCGUUCAUUCCACUACCAAGCAGCGUUGGGUGGACAGUCGGCCUCCUCCUAUUCCGCGCAGCCCUGAACUCGAUGGACCAGGCCCCACGCACAGCUUUCAUUGCGGCGGUCGUCAAACCUGAAGAGCGAACGGGCGCCAUGGGUAUCACAUCGAUGCUCAGAACCCUGUCGAUGAGCGUCGGGCCUUCCAUCACCGGCAUUCUGGCGGGCAACGACAGGUUCUGGGCUGCUUUCGUUGCAACAGGGAUUUGUAGGGUUUCAUAUGACCUCGGAUUAUGGGUUUUGUUUGUCAAUGUCAAAGUUGACAGAGACGCGGACAAAGAGGAGGACGCGGAUUCCGUUGACGAGAAUGCAUGGGAUGGCCUACUCAGUGACUCAGACGAUGACGAGAGCAGCGAUGGCAGGAAGAGUAAAGAUGACGAGCGGGAUAUGGGGAGGGCAGUCUAGGGCUAAGCACAUAAAACCGCAUGAACGAAUGUAUUCUGAC
Trematosphaeria pertusa is the source of this 1994-nucleotide messenger RNA. Its product is annotated as major facilitator superfamily MFS_1. The transcript has a single exon. NCBI's taxonomy places the organism in Eukaryota, Fungi, Ascomycota, Dothideomycetes, Pleosporales, Trematosphaeriaceae. Gene Ontology annotation, biological process: transmembrane transport. The record is from RefSeq and is a predicted model, not a curated record. Gene Ontology annotation, molecular function: transmembrane transporter activity. Bases 401 to 1954 code for a protein of 517 amino acids. Gene Ontology annotation, cellular component: fungal-type vacuole membrane.